Molecule: messenger RNA, 7999 nt
Organism: Solea senegalensis (Senegalese sole)
Lineage: Eukaryota; Metazoa; Chordata; Actinopteri; Pleuronectiformes; Soleidae
Gene: slc8a2b
Product: solute carrier family 8 member 2b
Exons: 18
Coding region: 494-3463 (989 amino acids)
Biological process (GO): calcium ion import across plasma membrane; sodium ion transmembrane transport; cell communication
Cellular component (GO): sarcolemma; postsynapse; axon
Molecular function (GO): calcium:sodium antiporter activity
Source: RefSeq, a predicted model, not a curated record
UGAGUGAGGGAGUGAGAGCUGAGCAGAGCGGACGCAGCGGCGGAGCGCAGCAGCACCGAGGACACUUUCUUUCUCCUUCACCCUGAGCAGCUGAUGUGACGCGCUGUGCUUCGUGUGCGGGCUCCAGCCUCUCAACACAAGGUCCUCACAACCACAGGAGUCUGGCUCACUUGUCAGUGAGCAGAAGCUCUAUGUGUACUGAGAGUUGAAGAAGAAGCUCCUAAGACGAGAGGUUUGGCUCAGGUGUGUCGCAUGCUACAGACCACGUCGUGAUUUCGGCCGCCUGAUUAAUCUUUCUAUCACGAUGGCUGUCAGCUCGUCGGGAUGAUUUUUGUCAACUAAGCUGGAUAAAUGCUGACCCAGCAAUCAGCCUCUACUGACAGGUGAACUAGUCGCACUCUACCAACGCCUCCCCCUCCCACCUCCCUCUUCCUCAACCUAAACCCAUCAUCCUCUGCCUCGCUGCUGCUCCUCGUGGGACCCUCACGCCGCCAUGUCUUUCUUCACCUCGCCCUUUUCCGUCCUCCUCUUCCUCCUCCUCUUCCUCCAGCAGCUGUCUUUCUGUCAGCCGGUGUCCCUGCAUAGUGACCCCAGCAGUGACCCUUACCUGAGAGCGGUGUCGCCCUCCAUGUUCCCCUUCUCCCCCUCGUCCUCCACGCCCGCCGAAGGUAACAGCACCACCUCUAACAACAAAAAGUGUGACGAUGAGACGGAGUGCAAUCCCGGCAUCCUUCUGCCCGUCUGGAUGCCCAAACGGCCGGGGCUCGGCACCCAGGUGGCCAGAGCUGUGGUCUACUUCGUAUCACUCAUGUACAUGUUCCUGGGAGUGUCCAUCAUCGCUGACCGCUUCAUGGCGUCCAUAGAGGUCAUCACAUCGCAGGAGAAGGAAGUCACCAUCACGAUGCCUAACGGGGAAACGUCAGUGGCGACCGUAAGAAUCUGGAAUGAAACUGUAUCCAAUCUGACACUCAUGGCUCUGGGCUCCAGCGCUCCAGAGAUACUGCUGUCUGUUAUUGAGGUGUGUGGUCACCAGUUCAGGGCCGGCGAGCUGGGCCCAGGAACCAUCGUCGGCAGUGCCGCCUUCAACAUGUUUGUGAUCAUCGGGAUCUGCGUGUGGGUGAUCCCCCCCAAUGAGACACGCAAGAUCAAACAUCUCAGGGUGUUCUUCAUCACCUCCUUCUGGAGCAUCUUUGCCUACAUCUGGCUCUACCUCAUCCUCUCUGUCAUGUCGCCGGGCGUCGUUGACUUGUGGGAGGCUCUGGUGACCCUGCUGUUCUUCCCAGUGUGUGUCAUCCUCGCUUGGAUUGCUGACCGCCGCCUGCUCUUCUACAAAUACAUGGGCAAGCGCUACCGCGCCGAUAAGCGCCACGGCAUUGUCGUGGAGACCGAGGGAGACCUGACACCCAACAAGGGUGACGUGGAGAUGAUCAUUGAUGGAAAGUUCCCCCCAAGAGGGGGCGCUGUGGUCCCCGCUGAGAACUGUGGAGGAACUAUGGACGGCGCUGCAGCCAAUAACGUCGGUGCAGGAGCGGGAGCCACAGCAAUGGGAGCUGGGGGCAACCUGCCCAACUCCAAUAGCAUGACAGUUAACGUAGAGAGCAGCAAGGAGCUGGAUGAGAGCCGUAAAGAGGUGAUUCGAAUCCUGAAGGAACUGAAGCAGAAAUAUCCCGACAAAGAGCUGGACCAGCUGGUGGAGCUGGCCAACUACUACGCUCUUCUGCACCAACAGAAGAGUCGGGCCUUUUACCGCAUACAGGCAACUCGUAUGAUGAUCGGAGCUGGUAAUGUCCUGAAGAAGCAUGCGGCCGACCACGCUCGCCGCACAGCUGUACCUGAUGAGGAGGCACCAGAGGAGGACGACGACCUGGCCGUGUGCAGCCGCAUCUCGUUUGAAAGUGCCCACAGUCAGUGCAUGGAGAACUGCGGCGUUCUAACGCUGGCUGUAGUUUGCCAAGGGGGUCUGGGAGAGAACACAUUCUAUGUGGACUACAGGACAGAAGACGGUUCAGCCAAUGCUGGAUCAGAUUAUGAGUACAGCGAAGGAACGCUGGUGUUUAAACCAGGAGAGACUCGUAAAGAGAUUAAGGUGGGAAUAAUCGACGAUGACAUCUUUGAAGAGGACGAGCACUUCUUUGUGCGUCUGCUGAAUCUGCGCGUUGGUGAUGCUGAAGGGAUGUUUGAGAGCGACGAAGCGGGCGCCACCCCUAAAGCUCGCCUGCUCGAGCCCCUGGUCGCCACGGUGACCAUCCUGGAUGACGACCACGCCGGCAUCUUCACGUUCAGUGAGCGCAUGAUGCGGGUGAGUGAGAGCGUGGGCACCAUGGAGGUGACGGUGGCUCGCAACUCUGGCGCCCGUGGCACUGUCAUUCUGCCGUACCACACAGAGCCGGGCACUGCCAAGGCAGGCGAGGACUACGAGGAGGCUCAUGGAGAGCUGGAGUUCACCAACGACCAGACCACUCAGACUCUUCAGGUGAGGAUAAUCGAUGAUGAAGAAUAUGAGAAACAUGAAAACUUCUUCAUUGUGUUAGAGGAGCCGCGCUGGCUGAAGAGAGGAAUUUCAGCUCUACUGCUCAACCAAGAGGGAGUGGAGGGGCAGAUGAGUGCUGAGGAGGAGGAGGCCCGCAGGAUCGCUGAGAUGGGGAAGCCCAUCCUGGGGGAGCACAGUCGCCUGGAGGUGGUCAUUGAAGAGUCAUAUGAAUUCAAGAGCACUGUUGACAAGCUCAUCAAGAAGACCAACUUGGCGCUGGUGAUCGGCACACACUCGUGGAGGGAGCAGUUUGUGGAGGCGGUCACUGUCAGUGCAGGUGAUGGUGAUGAUGAUGACGAGGAAGGUCGUGAGGAACGCCUUCCCUCCUGUUACGACUAUGUCAUGCAUUUCCUCACUGUCUUCUGGAAGGUUCUGUUUGCCUGCGUCCCGCCCACAGAGUACUGGAAUGGCUGGGCCUGUUUCAUAGUCUCCAUCAGUUCCAUCGGUUUCCUCACUGCCAUCAUUGGAGAUCUUGCGUCGCACUUUGGCUGCACCGUGGGGCUCCGGGACACUGUGACCGCUGUGGUGUUUGUGGCACUGGGAACAUCCAUUCCAGACACCUUUGCAAGCAAAGUGGCCGCCAUGCAGGACCAGCAUGCUGACGCAUCUGUGGGAAACGUCACCGGAAGCAAUGCUGUCAACGUUUUCCUCGGGAUCGGCGUGGCCUGGACUGUGGCCGCCGUCUACUGGAAAAUCAAGGGGAAGGAGUUCAAGGUCGACCCGGGAUCACUGGCUUUCUCCGUCACGCUCUUCACCAUCUUCGCUUUCAUCGCCGUGGGCGUGCUUAUGUUCAGACGCCGACCCUCCAUUGGCGGAGAGCUGGGCGGCCCGAGGGUGUCCCGUAUCCUGACCACCAUGCUGUUUUUUGGCCUGUGGUUCCUCUACAUCCUUUUCUCCAGCCUGGAGGCCUACUGCCACAUCAGUGGCUUUUAAACAGGAGAUGGCGAAAGGUUCUGGAAGAAUAUUGCACAAAAAAAAAGACACAUAUACGUUUACACUAAGUCCAUCCAACAACAUGAAACACGUGUAGGGUUCAUCUGUUUGAUAGGGCUCAUUACAGCCUGGAGAUGUCCUGCUCUUUGUUGCAGGGAUACUCAAAAACUUCAGAUACAUGUACACAUGCACGCGCGCACACACACACAAACACACUUUAUAUGUACAGAUGUAGGAAGAUCUUAACAAAUACAUGCACAACUAAUGACAAGAUAAAGGGCGAGAGGAAGUGUUUGUGAACGGCUGAGAGAGGGGUGAGACGAGAAGCUACUGGAUGAUAGAGAGACAGUGACUGUGAGGUUGCAGAGUGGAAGAGAGGCUCGGCCUCUAGAGUGAUGUAGGUUUAAUUUGGAUCCGAGCGAAGGGAACAGAAGGACAGGUCUGUUAGUGUUAAAAUGGAACAGGAACCUGUGAACACACUGAGGACAAACACCCCCGUGUACCUCCUGCCUCUCGUCUUUAUCACCACAGCACCACGUUUCCUCCCUGAGGAGGUGGAAGAAGGAGUCGAAUGUUUACAAUAACAAUAACAUUGCGUUUGCUAACUUACAUGAGAUCUUAUAAAGUGGUGAUGCUUGUCUAGUUGUACAGACGUAGACAGUUGCUGUAAAUAGUUAAAAAAAAAAAAAGUUUACAUAUAGUGUGUAGUGUUUUCAGUGGAUGAAUAGCUGUGCCUACAGCUGCGAGAAAAAAAAAAGAGGGUGGAAAUAAAUGAACCCCCUGAGAUUGAGAAGCUGCUUUCCUCUCUCAGAAUCAGAAAGAAAAAUCAACCACUAGAUUUCUGUUCCUUCUUCUCUUUUUCAAUGUUUUUUAAUGCACAGACCAGAUCACAAACAUUAGAAAGGGGAAGAAGACAGAAUGACAAACGGACUAAAAAAAUGCUAAAUGUUUUUUAAAGAGUCAAAUGUCAUUCAGAUGUGUCUCUUAGCGCUUUGUGCAUCAGACUGAAGGAUAAUCUUUUUGCAUGUGUAGGCACAUAAUAAUUCGCACAUACUGUAUACUAAAGGGAAUGAAUGACAUCCCUGCAUAAGUCUCAUUAAGAAACGAUUAGCUCGCUGUGUGUGCACACACGUGCGUAUGUGUGUGAAACCCUGGACCAAGGUCCAGUCAUCAAUCGUCACAGUGUCACAGUGCUUGUGACAGACUAAUCCAUUCAUGUGGCAUGUAUCCUGACAGACUAACCCUCUAUCUGCAGUGACGGCAGCACAAACAUGCAUGAACGGUCGAACAAGACUCAACAGUGUUAGUUUAUGUUAAGUCUCCUUAUAACCAAUGAUUAGAAUAUUGAUCAGGACACUGGAUUCUGCUUCAAAACAGCUCCCAUACAAUGCCUUAAGGAAACCUCUCAAGUAGUAUUCAAACUGUCCAGGCUGUAUUUCGUUUUAAUGUAUGUGUGUUGUAUUUCGACAAACUGUGUGACGUGACACUGGAUGUCUCUUGUCCCUUUAUGUCCUCCAGCUGUGCUCAGCAUGUUAGUUCAAACAGGAGAGACUUAAACUCAAACAUUUUAGCCGUAGCAUUGUGCAGAAAAGUAACACGAUAGUAAUUUAAUGAUAUUUGCACUUAGACCGAGGUCAAGCUAAGAGGGGAACCCGAGAAUGACGGAUUAGUGAGUCCACAAUAAUGGCAAUGAUGCUAAAACCUCCUUAAAGAUCCAGUUUGUAGACUUUGGGGAGGGUCUAUCAACACUGCACACGCUCCAUACCCACAGUGGAAAUUCCACAACAGUCCUAGCCACUGGUCCUUUAAUAAAUUUAUGAUCAAGUACAAAAGACUGCUUGAUCAGAAGCCAUCUAAGGAGACCCCGUGCCAACAGGUUGCUGCCAUAAGUGUCAUCAUUUCAAAAAGAGACAGAAGGUGUAUGCACAUGCAAUUUCAACACUGGCUGCUGGGCAGGACCAACAAAACCACAAGUAGCAAAAAAAAAUGUCUGCACACCAGUUGUUGCUCUCCAAUAAUUUCAAAAAGAGACAGUAGUGGGUGAGAUUGUGUUGUUUGAAGUAAUUAGAUUAAUUUGUAGCAGCAGAAAAAUAAGAUGAUUGUCAGUUCAUCACUAACAAGAUGUAGUUUUGCCAGAACAGCUUCUGACAACUGUUAAUACACAAAUAUAACACAAUAUCACUUUCAAUUUGUGCGUUGGUCUUAUGUAUUUCUGCAGUUGGUGGUCUAGGGCCCCACCCAGGUCCCUUUUGCCUUGGGCCCCCAAAAUUCCUUGGAUUGCCCCUGCUCUGUGCUAACACAGUAAAUUUACUGGUGCCUAAACAAACGGCAGAUCAGAGAAAACCACUGAGUCACAGCAAGACGGAUCCCAUCUGAUUUACUGUGACAUCUACACUGCGACGUUUAUGGCUGAAAAGUCAGAGCAUGAAAAAUGUCCAACUGUGCAAUAUGUUAAAUAUUAGCAGGAACCUUUUAUACACAAGGGAGAUUCAUCAUGUUGUCAUAAUCUAAUAUCCACUGCCUGACAUCAGCCACGGUAAUACAUCUUUCUUCACCCACAAAUGAAAAGUGCUAUACAAGUGGAAAUUGUUACCGUUAUUCUGCUUGAUAAUAUCAGAAAGAUUAGAGUCAUGCACCCGUAACUGACUUUUCUUUGUAGACUUUCUAAAGCCAGUUUUGUAUCUUUUCCUUACCGAUAAAGCCGGGGUACUUUUUUGUACUUCUAAACAAUGUUGUCGUAUCAGAGUCGUAUCACUGUGUUGAGUCGCUGUUGUAGAUCACAUCAUACUGAAAUUUGAUGGAUUAGAUUUUGAUAUAUUUUCCACAGAGAAAUUUCCCCUUUGAACUGCUCAAACAAUGUACUGCAUCAUAAUCUCAUCACAUUUAGCUGAAGACUGUUUGUGUCUGUGUUACUAAUGUAUAUUUCUUCUCAUGAGACUAUUUAGAUGUUUAUUUAUUUAUUCACAAGAAGAUUAUUUAUCCAAGGAUAAGCUGUCCCGCAGGUCCUUGAUGCUUUGGAGACUCAAUCAAGGAGUGUGGUUUUAACGUGCAAUACAGGCAAAAAAAAAAAGAAUCUAACACGUCUUAUGUCUUAUUUCAAUUGUGGCUUUGACAAGAGGUCAGUUAAAGGAAUAAUUUUGGGUUUUUGAAGUUGUAGCCACACUUUCAAAAAAACUUGAACCGUCCCUUUAACACGGUUAUUUUUGCUGCAGUGUUUGUUGUCACCCUCCAUCAAUGUACAUUUCUUAAUCCAGCCCUGAAGGAGGAGGGUUGAGUGUAAGUAGCAUGUUUACAUGAAGAAACAGUGUGGAACAUCGACAGUGUGAUUGUCAUUCUUGGGUUGAGCUAAAUGUGUUGUAGAUAGUGAUGGAAGUGGUGAGAUGGGUCAGUGUGAGUGAGGUCGUAAACAACAGAAGUCGACUCACUGAACCACCAAGAUUACUCAACACACACUUUGAUACACACACACACACACAUCUCUGCUGAACUCGUAUGGCAUCAGUGACUGGGUUAACAGUGAUCAGGAUGAAUCAGAUCUGAUCAUUCAGAUUCCAGCUUCAGUCCUGCAAAAAGGUGACCCAUAUAUGGCUCAGCACCCAGAAACUGUACUGUCUAUAAUGUUCCGUGUUUCCAUGAACUUCUGUACUAACUUGUCAGGCUUUGGCCUUUGCUGUUCUGUAGCUAGAUGUGAUGCCUCCCCCCAAACUAGACUCUCUCACCCCUCUGUCCUUCCCUCCCUCCCCCGUGUGUUUCUGUGUUUGCCUCCCCCCCAUAUUCCUCUGCAGAUGCAUGAUGAGUCUCUGUGUACGUGUGUUAGCAGCAUGGUCUACUGUGAUGGACACCUAUAGGCUCUUUUUAUCAGGUUGAUUCCCCCACAAUCCCAAACACUGGAGGAGCUUUAUGAAACAGAAUGAGCAGGUGGCACACAUACGCAGACACAAGUCUACAUUUACACUGAACAGAAACACACACUCUCUCUCUCUCACACACACACACACACACAAACACAAACACACACACACAGACAACAUUUAUGGAAUCAGUGUCUGCUGCGUAUUCCUUCUUACCUCGGUAAUCUGUAAUAAAGAGAGUCCACUUUGUUGUGUCAAGGCUACGUCAGGUAGUCAUUCUUUCUGUUUGUUGUACAAUAUUUCUGUGUCUGUGUUGGUGCCCCCCUCCCCCCUUCUCCUCCCUCUGCCAACUCAAGGUCUUGCUCUUCUGUGUGUCUCUUUGUGAACUUUUUCCCUGUGAUGAAGAAAAAAAAGCUUUCUGCCUGAAACUUUGUAGGGAAAUAAUGAUUGAACUUACUACAAUAUCAUGUAAUAGUCAUAAACAUUUAUUCAAUGCUGUAAUAAAUUAUUAACAGAAGAUAUAAAAGUUUUUUUUAAUGUAAUAUGGAAAAAGAACCUUAUAGAAAAAAGUAACAACUUGUUUUUGAGAACAUGGCAUGUGAUGUAAUGUGUAACUGAAAGAAAAUGAAGGUCUUUAAGCAAGUGACGUUGACCUUAUUUGAAUAUAGUUUAUUUAUUUUCAACA